Messenger RNA from Varanus komodoensis (Komodo dragon), 3495 nucleotides. RefSeq names its product TBC1 domain family member 19 (gene TBC1D19). The record is from RefSeq and is a predicted model, not a curated record. The transcript has 22 exons. Bases 85 to 1671 code for a protein of 528 amino acids. NCBI's taxonomy places the organism in Eukaryota, Metazoa, Chordata, Lepidosauria, Squamata, Varanidae.
CGCCUGCUGCGCAAACCCACCUGAAGGGACUGACGAGCCAAGGAGAGCGCUCGCCUGCUGUGCGGGUGCGUGACUGAGAGAAUCAUGCUAGGCCAGGAUGGCGGCCUCUCACUCACCAUUGCCCAGAUCGUGCAGAGGUUGAAGGGCUCCGGACUUCACUCGCAGCUGGAACGACAGGCCCGGCUCUGUCUACACAAUCCAGAGAUUAAGCUGGAAUCCUUGAAGGAAGACAUUAAGGAAUUUCUGAAGGCAUCAGGAUGGGAAAAGAAGCUACAGAAUGCUGUUUAUAGUGAACUCAGUGUUUUCCCAUUACCAUACCAUCCAUCAGCACCUCCUGAACACAUGAAAGAAUCCUUGGCUUACAUGAGGAAAGCCCAGGGAAACUGGGAAAAACGUAUUCUGAAGAGCCUAAAUAAUAUGUGCACAGAACUUGGCAUUCCAUUAGCACAAAAGAGAUCAGUGAAUGAGCAAAAAGAACUUCUAAAUAAAUGGAAUGAAAUGGGGACAGACGAGCCAGAUCUAAGCCUCUUCCGGCCUGUUUAUGCACCUAAAGAUUUUCUUGAGGUACUGAUGAACCUUCGCAAUCCGAAUUAUGAAAACAAUGAGCACCCUAGUUUUAGAAACCACUUGGGAUUAAUUCAGGUUCCAUUGAAAGUAAAGGAUAUCCCUGAACUGAAGGAAUAUUUCAGCGAACUAGACUUGAACAUGGGCCAGUUGGAUAUUGAUGAUUCUGCACAUGUGCCUCCAGAACUCUUUGAAAAUGAGCAUGUGCGUAUUGGUCAAAAAGUUCUGAUUGAGCAGGAUAGUGCAGCAGCUCAACAAUAUGUUCGGCAGGGAUGUCCAAAUUCACUACGAGCUGAGUUGUGGGCAUUGAUUCUGAAUAUUUCGAGUCAACCUGAGGAUAUUUUGUACUAUGAACAACUCAAGUCAAAUGUGAUCCAGCAUGAUCUUUUGGUGGACAGUCUGAUAUAUAAAGAUGUGAAACUAACAGCCAGUAAUGAUGACUACUACUUUGUGUUUGAGGAUUAUUUAUAUCAGGUAUUACUUUGUUUUUCUCGAGAUACCUCAGUAUUGGAACACUUUGCAUACAAUAGUGCUACUCCACCCAAGUCAUACAUUCGAGGGAAACUUGGAAUGGAAGAAUAUGCUGUAUUUUAUCCACCAAAUGGUGUAAUUCCUUUCCAUGGUUUUUCAAUGUAUGUUGCUCCACUUUGUUUUCUGUAUAACGAGCCUUCUAAGUUAUAUCAGAUAUUUCGUGAAAUAUAUGUGCGUUAUUUCUUCAGACUUCAUUCCAUCUCUUCUCAUCCUUCUGGAAUUGUAUCAUUAUGUUUGCUGUUUGAGACCCUUCUUCAAACUCAUCUACCACAGUUGUUUUAUCAUCUGAGGGAAAUUGGAGCACAACCUCUAAGAAUAUCUUUUAAAUGGAUGGUACGAGCAUUCUCUGGUUACUUAGCUACAGAUCAACUCCUGUUUUUAUGGGACAGAAUUCUGGGAUACAACUCUCUGGAAAUUCUUGCUGUCCUGGCAGCUGCUGUGUUUGCUUUCCGAGCAGUGAAUCUAAUGGAGGUGACAUCAUUGGCUGCAGCUGAAGCAACCUUACAUGGGAAAAAGAGAUACUUAAUGUUUGCAGUGCAACUGUAUGCAUAUCUACUCAGAUGGAAGCCCCCUUGAAUUCAAUGAGGCUUGCAUCCAGGCUGUACUUGCUGAUCUUUCAACUCUAAAAGUUAUGCCUCUUCUUCAGAUUUUUCUUUUUGCCACUGGUGCUUGAUCAUCCUCAGAACUGCUGAACUGCAUUGCUAGACUUUCAUCAGAAGCUAAUAAUAAACUAUGCAACACUUUCAUUACAUAAGGUUCAAGCAUUAAUGAACAAAGUUCUGCAAGAAUUGAAUUUACACUUCUCACUUGGAAACUCCCCUCACAAUGUUUCUCUAUGUAAAUUUAGCAGUCCUGCAUGCUGCUGAAUUUUAGCUAAACUGCCGUUUUUGGAUGUAGUGCAAGUCCAAUCACUGCCUUAAGUAAUAUCCCUUAAUAUCACAUGAAUGCAUGAAAUACGAAUUUUAGUAAGAACAAAAGAACUCAUAACAAGGCUAAUCUCAGUGCUGCAUUCUGCAAUUAUUAGGCUGAAGAAUAUGGUCAGGAAUUAUAAUACGUUACUCAGUCACACCAUUUAUCAUCUUCUAAAUCCUGCAAUACUUGAAAAAAGUAUUUAAAGAAUUUAACUUUAAAAAUCCAGCUCUUUCUAUGAAAUGUCAUGGCAAUAUCUCUCUUGGCAAUCUUUCUAUAAUCUUUCUGAUAGGAGAAACUUACUGUUUUAUUUUUCUUGACUGCAGGCAGAUGUUUUUAGAGUUUUGGAUGACAGAAGUAUCGUUUUCUGUGGUGUGUACAGUUUUGACCAAGAGGUUUUGAAACACUACCAAAAUGUGUAAAACCUAUUUGACUUAAACGAUGACUGGCAAUAUACUGCUUUCAGUUCUCUUGAAGAAACUUGCAUUCUGCCCUUCCAUACUUUUAUCUCACACUUUCUCCUCAAUUCUUUCUGGUUCUGCUUGGGAAAGCUUUAUGUUACAGCUCUGCACAGACACAGCUUUUUUCAGAACCUAUCAUAGCCUUUCUGUACAUGAGCCAAAAGAGUUGCUUGUGAAUGACGUCAGGAGUUAUCUCCCCCAACUUCCACCUCCUCUUUAGGAGCUGAAUGUGCUGCCUCUGCCUGUUUCACAGCCCCUGCUGGUCUGGGAAGGUGUGUAUCAACUUGCUGAGUCGAGGCUUGUAUUCCUGUGUGACUUGAGUUGUGCUACUUCUGGGAGUGACAAUCUGCUGCUAAUGAUGAGUUGUUUCCCUUCACUCCAGGGACCCCGUGAGCCUCCCUAAAAGCCUAAUUCAUUACCAGAUUAUUCUAAUUUAAUCACAUACAGCUGUCAGCCAAGAUUGGAUGUCAAGACAUUCUUAUAUUAAGUUAUAUAAUUGAUGCCCCCUGGAAAUUCCCGUCAAUCUGUGUCCUUAGGUCCAUUUUGUACUUGCAAUUCCCAGUAGCUUAAAGAUAGAACUUGCCAUACUUUAAAAUCAAAACGAAGCUUUAUGACUGGCCUUCAAAUGCCAGUGUGUUCUAUCUUACUCAGUAUUUAAGUUCCAUAGACAGGAGAAUGACAUUUAAUUGUGGCUUUUCAUAUGAUCCACAAAAUACUUCAGUAGCACACACCCUGUUUCACAAGGGGCUUGCACUAGGGGUUUGUGUCAAAGAUCCCUUUGUUCACCUGAAACAUACAUUUGACAUUCUCAUUCAGAUUCUGACUUCCUAGAAAAAGUGAAAAAUGAUUUCAAGUCUAAAUCCAGAUACUUGCUUAUAUGCAUGUAAGAGAGUGGCAACCUAACUAUUACUAUAUGUUCAUUUUUUGAAACUGCAUUACUUGUAAGAUGAAGCUGGAUAAUUUAACAUGUUUUAUUUAUGGUACUGAACAUCACAAAUCUUUUGUUGUGGAGCUUUAUUUGCAUUGACAU